Molecule: messenger RNA, 3282 nt
Organism: Mesitornis unicolor (brown roatelo)
Lineage: Eukaryota; Metazoa; Chordata; Aves; Mesitornithiformes; Mesitornithidae
Gene: ALCAM
Product: activated leukocyte cell adhesion molecule
Exons: 15
Coding region: 46-1671 (541 amino acids)
Biological process (GO): cell adhesion
Cellular component (GO): plasma membrane
Source: RefSeq, a predicted model, not a curated record
CUGGGAUUGUACACAGUAAAUGCAGUAUAUGGAGAUACUAUUACUAUGCCUUGUCGUCUAGAAGUACCAGAUGGUCUUAUGUUUGGAAAAUGGAAAUAUGAAAUGCCAAAUGGAUCUCCAGUAUUUAUUGCCUUCAGAUCAUCGACAAAAAAAAAUGUACAGUAUGAUGAUGUACCAGACUACAAAGACAGGUUGAGUCUCUCAGAAAACUACACGUUAUCCAUCAAGGAUGCAAGAAUUAGUGAUGAAAAGAGAUUUGUAUGCAUGCUAGUUACAGAAGAUGAUGUUUCUGAAGAGCCAACGAUAGUCAAAGUCUUCAAACAACCUUCUCAACCAGAAAUCUUACAUCAAGCAGACUUCUUAGAAACAGAGAAGCUACAAAUGCUCGGGGAGUGUGUUUCAAGAGAGAGUUAUCCCGAAGGCAAUGUUACGUGGUACAAAAAUGGGAGAGUUUUGCAGUCUGUGGAAGAAGCUGUGGUCAUAAAUUUGCAAAAGAUUGUGGACAAAUCAACUGGACUCUUCACCAUGACAUCAUCUCUUCAGUACAUGCCAACAAAGGAAGAUGCAAAUGCCAAGUUUUCAUGCAUUGUGACAUAUUAUGGACCAUCUGGCCAGAAAACAAUACAGUCUGAACCAGUUGUCUUCGAUGUUCACUAUCCAACAGAGAAGGUGACUAUUCAAGUGCUGUCACAUCGUACCAUUAAAGAAGGCGAUAACAUCACUUUGAAGUGCUCGGGAAAUGGCAACCCUCCUCCACAGGAGUUCCUGUUUUACAUUCCAGGAGAAACAGAAGGUAUAAGAAGCUCAGAUACUUACAUAAUGACAGAUGUGAGACGAAAUGCAACAGGAGAAUACAGGUGCUCUCUGACAGACAAAAGCAUGAUGGACUCGACCACCAUCACUGUACACUAUUUGGAUUUGCAGCUUACUCCUAGCGGGGAAGUCACAAAACAGAUUGGAGAGGCCCUGCCUGUGUCAUGCACAAUUUCUUCUAGCAGAAAUGCAACUGUGUUUUGGAUAAAGGACAAUACCAGAAUGCAAACAAGUCCAUCAUUUUCAAGUCUUCAGUAUCAAGAUGCUGGAAACUACAUCUGCGAAACUGCUCUACAGGAGGUAGAAGGGUUAAAGAAAAGAAAGACACUUAAACUUAUUGUGGAAGGAAAACCUCAAAUCAAAAUGACAAAGAAAACUAACACAAAUAAAAUGUCAAAAACAAUUGUCUGCCAUGUGGAAGGCUUCCCCAAACCAGCAGUGCAAUGGACAGUUACUGGCAGCGGCAGCAUCAUAAAUAAAACAGAGGAGACAAAAUACGUUAAUGGGAAAUUUUCCAGUAAAAUUGUAAUUUCUCCUGAGGAAAAUGUGACCUUAACUUGCAUUGCAGAAAAUCAGCUAGAAAGGACUGUGACCUCCCUGAAUGUUUCUGCUAUAAGUAUUCCAGAAUAUGAUGAGCCAGAGGAUAGAAAUGAUGACAAUAGCGAAAAGGUUAAUGACCAGGCAAAGCUAAUAGUGGGGAUUGUAGUCGGUCUUCUGCUGGUUGCUCUGGUUGCAGGUGUUGUCUACUGGCUCUAUGUGAAGAAAUCAAAGACAGCAUCAAAACAUGUAGACAAAGAUCUUGGAAAUAUAGAAGAAAACAAAAAACUAGAAGAAAACAAUCAUAAAUCUGAAACUUAAGAGAAAUGUGUCAGUCAUCAUUCCAGAGAAUACAUAUAGACCAAUUGAAGCAUGAACGUGGAUUGUAUUUAAGCAUAUACAAAGAAGUGACAGCUAUUCAUGGUUCAUACUACCAAGUUUUCAAAGGAUUUUAGACAAUUAUCUCAAGCUAAAAAAACCCACAAACUAAUUUUGGCAACAGCCAUGAUAAUAGGUCACCAUCUUGUGUUCUGUUUCAAAUAUUUUUUUGUAAAUGUCUGCACUGAAGAUUUCUUUUCAUUUGCCUUUAUGUAAAUUUUUUACGUAGCUAUUUUUAUACACUGUAAGGCUUUGUUCUGGGAGUUGCUGUUAAUCUGAUGUAUAGUGUAAUGGAUUUAUUUCAAUUGUUUUUAUGACACCCUUUGAGCAGGUACAUGUCUAAUUCUGAUUGUUAUCAGUGAAGCCUUUGCUUUGUAGAAAGUACCUAGAGUGUAAGACAGUCUUAAAGGAAAAUGUCAAGCUCCUUUUUCAUUCUUUGAAAUCGCAGUAAAGAGGAAAGGUGACAGCUGUGACAAGAAUAAACUAAAUUGUUAAUGAAAGUAAACGUUUAAAAAACCAUGCAAAGCUAAACAGCCAGAAAGAGGAUAAAGAGUUUCCACGGAGAUGUCUGGGUAUUGAGCAAGGAACACUAUGAAAAAUUCCUAGCCUACGUACAGACAGUGGCUAAUGAUCCUUUUCUUCUAGAGCAAGACACACAUGUUAUUGAUGCGUUAUCAGUCGCCUUUCAUGUUAGAAUUAGGAUAAGGAACUGGAAUUCUGGAUUACUUUUGAUUCCUUUAUGUUAUCCGCUGCCUUAAAGUACUGUACCUUUUCUUCAUUUCAAAAAGAUACCAGUCAGAAUUGGAAACUUUUUUUAAAAAGUGGUCAUAUCAAAGCUGCAUUUUUUUUCCACAAAAAUAGAAUAUAUAUAUAUAUAUUUUUUGUGUGUUUUUGUUAACUAUGCUACAGAUAUUGAAUGCACCUUGAGAUAAUUUUAGUGUUUUUAACUGGUACCUAAUUUAUCAAACAGUACAUAUAAUAGUAACAAUGAAAUGUCUAUGUAUCUUUAGUUACAUUCAAGUUUGUAACUUUAUAAACAUGUUUUAUGCUUGAGGGAAUUUUUAGAAUGGUACUGAUAAGAAAGUGCUUUAGGGUAAAUGGCCAAUAGGAAGUUGUAUUUAAGGGAGAGAAGUUUCAUCUAGUGCAGAAGGUUAGUUUCCAGGAGAAAGUAACAGGCAGCUUUGAUGAAGAGGAACAGUAGAGUAAGCAGAACAUCAGGUUUCCAUUGACAAAUAUGCAGGGAAAAAGUAAGUUUUUAUAGACUGGUAGGCAUAAAUAAAUAAAUAAAAUAAAUAAAAAGAAAAAGAUGGACGUUAGGAUAUGUAUUUUGCCACUUUUGCAUUAUUUAGGGGGACGAAAACACUGUUACUUGUAAAUUUGUAAAAUGUUACAUGUCUGGGCAGUAGUGACUGAUGUCUUAAUAAAAGCUUCCUGUAGUGCAUUGGCAUGGAUUAAAUACAUAAGAUGUCCUAUAAACUCUAUGCUGUAUAAAAUCUUAGAGGGAAAUCCUGUUAUAUGCCUCUAAACUUUGAUUUGUUACUGUUUUAUUUGGCA